CUAUCACUGAUUCCGUAGGUUUCUGAAAGAAAAAUGAAACAAGGAUGAAAAGGAAAGCCAGGGCUGCCAGGGUUUGGACUUCUACAAUUCCUCCGAAACCCUCCACACUCGCGAUUCCUCUCCACAAUCUGCCCUGCUCCUCUGAAAUUAGUCCCGGAUGCUCCCAAGGCAAUGCUCGGCCUGAGUGUGCCAAUGACAAUAGUCUGCAUAGCAGUCUGCCUGAAACAUCAAGUGACUACAAUGGUGAACAAGCUCACCAGUUAGCUCCUAAUUCAAGUGGUGAGACUAUUGUGGGCACAAAACAGUCAGGUGCUUCAGGCUCUUGGGACAUGUCUACUCAAGCUUGUAUGGAAAUAGAAUGGACACAGCAAAGCAAGUGUAUAAAGUGUGGUGAAGGUGGAGAGGUUUUGGUUUGUAGUGAUCGAGUCUGCCAGUUAGCUGUCCAUGAGAAGUGUAUGAACUGUUCUACUGCAUUUGAUGAUAUGGGAGAUUUCUAUUGCCCCUAUUGCUGGUAUAGGUGUGCAAUAGCAAAGUCUAAUGAAGCGAGGAAAAGAGCCAUGUCCUCAAAGAAAGCUCUAUCAACUUUCUUAGACACAAAAGCAUUAUGUGGCAACCAACAGAAGGAAAAAACUAAGAGUAGCAAUGGGAAAAAACCUCCAUCUACAAGUGAAAGAAGUUGCAAUGAGAAUGAGUAUAGGUUGGAUUAUGAUGAAGUUUACAAUCAGUCUGUACAAGCAGAGAAAGAUCAACAAGAUGGGUUUGCUCUUGAUUUUGAGCAGCAUCAGAUAGUGGCUCAACAUCAAUGGCACAUGAAGUCCUCUGUUGAUGAGGGUGAUGGCAAUUUAUAUAGUAGAGAAGAAGGGACAACAUCAGCUGACCGGUCAUUUCAGGGGUUUGUAGCAAACCAAAAAUUUGAUGGGGUGAAGCAAUUGGCAGCUGUAAAAGUAAGAGAGAUGAUACAAGAAGAGCAUUCUAGAGAAGUUGGUGACUGCCAAGAUGAGGGAGUUGCUGAAGAUCAACAGGAAGCAGAACCUUUGAAUGAUUGUCACUUGGAAGAAGAAACAACUUUAGAUGGUGAUUUUAGUGUCUUAACCAAAGGAAAGCAAGUUGAUGCAAAGAUGACUGAAGAGAAUCUUGGCAGAAGAGAGGAAGAAGAACAGAUGCAGCCACAAGCACAAGAAACUUCUGCUGCCGUACCCGGAGGAGAUCCCGCAUCACUGGUGCAUGAAAAAGCUAAUAUUGGGUUUCGAAUGAUAGAUUCAUGCAGAGAUGCUAGGACUUUGUUAACACAUCAGAGGCAUGUUGGACAAAGAGCUAAAAACAAAAUGGAGUCUCAAAAUGUUGAUUCACAAAAGAAAUCAUCUCCUGAUCUACAUAAUAUUGCAGAGAAGAAUGCUGGAGACUGGACUAAGGAAGUUAUUGUCUCUAGCAAGUCAAUACAACCUCGAGGGCCUUCUAAGCAGUUAACAAACCAAAUAUUUCCAAAUGAGAGGCGAAAGAAACUACUAUGGAAAACUGAUGAGGAAGAAAUGUUAAAGGAAGGAGUGCAGAAAUUCUCAGCUACUGGAGACAAAAAUCUUCCUUGGAGGAAAAUUUUGGAAUUUGGACGACAUGUAUUUGAUGGGACUCGAACCCCAGUGGACCUUAAGGAUAAAUGGAGGAAAAUGCUGGCCAAAGAAUCCUGAAGAGUUAACAGAGGUCUACUUUGAUUACAUAGUGUCUUAAGCACCCUGAUUAAUUUCAGCUACAAGGAAGUAACUCUGAGGCUGCCUCUGACAUACAAGCAUGAUCUUGGAGGAUAUGGAACAUCCAUCAACAUUAAUUUUUGUUGCCCUGAACAAGUUAAAUAUUCUGGUUUUCUUUAAAGUAUGUGUGUGCUGCAAUGAGUCUGAAUGAGAGGCAUACAUGAAGAAUAUGGUAGAAUUAUUUCUAAUUGGUGAAAAGUUUUACUCUGUUGGCAUAGAAGUUUUAAUGAAGAUACUUCGCCCUAGUUACUGAACAGUCUGGUCACCAUGGUCCAUGGUCAUUCAUAGUUGUUGAUUUUUGAAAGGGACUUAUGACUAAUGAAUUUGGAUCCCAUGCAGGUUGACAGCAUGUUUUGGUAGCUUUUUGACUAGCCUGCGGUUGAACUGGUUUUGGGUGUUUGGCAUUCAAGGAUGAUCAUUGAAUUUGUAGUCCUUUUCUAGCUGAAAGCAAAGUGUGGAUUCAUCUUGCAUUCUGCAUAAUGUACACAGAAGUGAACUGUCAAGACUCGGUCAGUAUAGUUUUUGCUAUGCCUUCCUUGCAUGAGCAGCCUUGAGGAUUCAUUUUGCAGUUGAAGCCCCGGUACAUGUUGGAGCAGGGCCUCUGCAAGAGUUUCACUUUCUGUUGUAUUGAACCCUAAUGAUUGGUGUGAAUAACAGUUCGUCUGAGAUUGUUUUGAUAAAUGCUAGUCAUCUGAAACGCAGAAAUGGUGUAUCUUCCAACA
This is a messenger RNA of Vitis riparia (riverbank grape), 2467 nucleotides long. RefSeq lists its product as uncharacterized. The coding region runs from base 45 to 1685 and encodes 546 amino acids. NCBI's taxonomy places the organism in Eukaryota, Viridiplantae, Streptophyta, Magnoliopsida, Vitales, Vitaceae. The record is from RefSeq and is a predicted model, not a curated record. The transcript is spliced from 4 exons.